Molecule: messenger RNA, 736 nt
Organism: Loa loa (African eye worm)
Lineage: Eukaryota; Metazoa; Nematoda; Chromadorea; Rhabditida; Onchocercidae
Exons: 1
Coding region: 1-330 (109 amino acids)
Source: RefSeq, a predicted model, not a curated record
AUGGUUUAUCAUCGCGACCAAAUCCUUGUCACCGAUGCAAAGGUCGUGCUUUGCCACGCAACAUCGACCGCUGAUUUGCUCCAUAAGGUUAAAGUCCACAUCACCGAGGUGGAAGCACAAAGAACAAUGCGGACUGAAACAUAUCAAGUGGUGGUGAUUGAAAGAACACGAAUAUGCCAUGAUGUCGUACCUUCAACUGCCUUCAGUCACGACCGUCAAGCUAUGAACCGACAAGCAUACAUGGUCAUAGAGAAACGAAGUGAAGGCGAAGGUGCACGAGAACAAGCGGUUUUACCACGCCUUUCUCGAGAACAAGACACCGACAACUAGCAGAAAUACUAUGAAGUGAAGAGAGCCGCAAAACAAGCUGUUAGUUACUGUAAUGAAAGCUUUACUUUUACUAUAACGAGGUCAACAGGAAAGGAACUCUCGGUACGCGAGAGUGCAAACGCUUUAUCUACCCACUAAUAAAGUCCCGUCAUAGAAAAACCGAAGAUGUCGAAGUUUUACGACAUCAAUGACAAACGAGACCAUCUUCUUGUGGACCAAAAAUGUAGUGAAAAAUGGUGCGAAAUUCGAGAAAGUGUGUACCAUCCACCCUAUUCCCCAAGCUGUCCCAACCUAUGGCUCCGUACAGCCAUGGAUGGAGAAAUUGAGGCAGGACUGAAACGGAUGAAAUCCGGCAAAGCAACUGGUGCGUUCGAUGAGUGUGGAAGUCAAAAUUUUGGUACGCCGC